AUGAGGUACCUUGGUCUCACCCUGGACAGCCAUUGGAGCUUCAGGGCUCAUUUUGAGGGGCUAGGGCCGCGGGUAGAGGGGGCGGCGGCGGUUAUGGCGCGGCUGCUCCCCAAUCUCGGCGGACCCAGAGAGGAGGUGCGUCGCCUGUAUGUCGGGGUCGUGCGGUCCAUGAUUUUAUAUGGAUCUCCAAUAUGGGCAGGAGAACUCACGGCUGGUCGCCGCAGCUGGGCGAAGGUUGAGGGUGUCCAGAGGCGACUGGCCGUGAGGAUUGUGAGAGGGUACCGCACGAUCUCCGCAAGGGCGGCGUUGGUGCUGGCGAGGGUGAUGCCCUUUGACCUCCAAGCGAAGAUGGAGGCGCGGGUAUAUUGGAAAAUACGGGAGGGCUGUGGAGGUUCCGGAGGUGACCCCUUGCCAGAGCAGGAGAUAAGAGCCCUUAGGCUCCAGGCCCGGCAGGACACUCUGGCCGAGUGGAGGAGAGGGCUGGAGGAAAGCUCCAGCCAUCGAACUGUCGGGGCGAUCCUGACCAACUGGGAUGGUUGGCUGGGGCGCGGCUGGGGAAGGUUAUCCUUCCGCCUCACGCAGGUGCUCACCGGGAAUGGGUGCUUCG
Molecule: messenger RNA, 607 nt
Organism: Cephus cinctus (wheat stem sawfly)
Lineage: Eukaryota; Metazoa; Arthropoda; Insecta; Hymenoptera; Cephidae
Exons: 1
Source: RefSeq, a predicted model, not a curated record